This is a messenger RNA of Aspergillus steynii IBT 23096, 1446 nucleotides long. Its product is annotated as cytochrome P450. The record is from RefSeq and is a predicted model, not a curated record. Bases 1 to 1446 code for a protein of 481 amino acids. Gene Ontology annotation, molecular function: monooxygenase activity; iron ion binding; heme binding. NCBI's taxonomy places the organism in Eukaryota, Fungi, Ascomycota, Eurotiomycetes, Eurotiales, Aspergillaceae. The transcript is spliced from 11 exons.
AUGUAUAGCAGGCGCCCGGUGAAUGCUUACAUCGGGGGUACAUCCAUUUUGUUGCUGGGGAGGUGGUUCACCAGUCUCGAGUUUGUGGUCGACGGGGCAGGAAUGAUCUCUAAUAUAUAUAAAACGUUGGGAGGUGAUAAACCCUUCGCGAUUCCCGCUCUAGGCGAGUAUCAAUUAUUAGUCUCCUCUCAGCAGGACGUUCGAGAGCUGAGCGGGAGCGCGGAAAACGUGCUUUCGUUUCACGCCGCCAUGGAACAGAGAAUAAGGCACAGGCAUACUCUCUUUGGCUUCGAGCACAACAGCGUAGAUCCAAGUAACGAUGUCCCAAAGCGAGUCCUCAAGGUCUUGCUACGCAUGAAUCUACCUCAGAUGCAGGAUGGGCUUCAGCCAUUGAUUCAAGAUCUAUUUUCCCGGGAGCUGACAGCGAGAGACUCGGAUGGGUGGAGUCAAGCAAGUGCAUUCGCCCUCUCCAAGCAUCUUGUUACACGACUCAAUAACCAUGUCCUUUUGGGGUCGAAGCUUGCAAGCGAUCAAGUUUUUGAAGAUACUGUUAACCGCUACCUUCAAGACGCCGUGAUGACCAUGGAGCUAUGUCGUCACCUACCAUCAUUUCUAGCUAUAUUGAUAGCACCAGCCAUGAUGCGCUGGAGUGGCGCUAUGCAUUCCAUUGGUCACUCUGUUACUGCCGAGAUUGAGGAUCGAGUCAUCAAGAGUCACAACACGUCAGAUUUUCCCUCGAAACCGCGUGAUUGCAUUCAAUGGGUGAUCGACUCCUCCAGGACCGCAGCACAACGAACCGUAACCAGAUUAACCCAGCAAACGAUUGCUAUUCUCUUUGCAUCAGUGCAUCAAAUGUCCGCGGCUCUGGUAUACGCCAUAUUCGAUCUUUGUCUCCAUCCCGAAUUCAUCGAACCGCUCCGCGAGGAGAUGGAGCGCGCGCGCAGUGUGGCCAAUUUUGAAGACCACUUUGAUCACCUCCCUUUGAUGGAUAGCUUCCUGCGAGAGUCCGCCCGGCUCAAUCCUCUAGAUGCAUUGUCAAUCCAACGCGUCGCUCUAUCUCCCUACACCUUCGCAGACGGUACACAUGUUCCAGCUGGAAACCUCAUUGCGGUUCCUCAGGCGGCUGUCAUGCAAGACUCACGCCAUUAUGCGGACCCCAAGAAAUUUGAUCCAUACCGGUUUCUGGCGGUGGAUGAAACGGACGGGUCAAUGAGAGCUGUCCCAAAGUACACGGACGUGCAUUGGAAUUAUCCAUAUUGGGGGUCAUCCAAACGAGCAUGCCCCGGUCGAUGGUAUGUCUCGAGGGCUUUGAAGCAGAUCCUCGGCCAUUUGAUUAUGGAGUACGAUUUCAAGCUGGCCGACAGGAAUGCACCCCGAACCUUUGUGUGGACGACAGCCGUUGUGCCUCGCUUCAGUACGAAACUGAUGUUGCGAGCGCGCAAGUGA